Messenger RNA from Megalops cyprinoides (Indo-Pacific tarpon), 8447 nucleotides. RefSeq names its product AT-rich interactive domain-containing protein 1A-like. Gene Ontology annotation, cellular component: nBAF complex; brahma complex; SWI/SNF complex. The coding region runs from base 266 to 7138 and encodes 2290 amino acids. The record is from RefSeq and is a predicted model, not a curated record. The transcript is spliced from 20 exons. Gene Ontology annotation, molecular function: nucleosome binding; DNA binding. Gene Ontology annotation, biological process: chromatin remodeling; positive regulation of DNA-templated transcription; regulation of transcription by RNA polymerase II. NCBI's taxonomy places the organism in Eukaryota, Metazoa, Chordata, Actinopteri, Elopiformes, Megalopidae.
UUGAUCAGUUUCUCGCUCUCAGUCUCGUUCUGUAACAGAAGCCCCCCCACAUUCUGUGUCGGUUAAUUUUAUUCCCGGGAUCUUUAUUUAUAUCCUCUCCGUAACUUUUCAUUCGAAUCGGAACCGGGAGCGGAGCCCGGAUUCGGUCCGGUGGCAGGGGGGAAUGAGCCGGGACACGGGUAUAUUGUUAUAAAUAAUUGUAUUUAUAUUCAAUGCUAUUGAGAGCUUGGUAGUGACUGACUCGCUGUGAAAGAGGAGGGAUAUCAUGGCCGCUCAGGUCGCCAGCGCCGCCACUCUCAACACUAGCCCGCCUUCCGAACUAAAAAAGCCAGAUCGGGACCCCCAGGAGGAGUCGGUACCGGGGGAAAAGCAGCAUGAAAAUAAGGAACCGGGACCGGAGAGCGGAUCUCCGGGUCAGAAGGAGCUGCAGGACGGGGCCGAUGUAGGAAAUGCAGGGGGAGGAGGCGAUCCUGAGUUGAAGAACGGGAACGGUAAUUCGUCCAGGCUGAAUAACAAUAAUAACCAGAAUGAUUCCGGGGGCUCCGAAGGGAAUAAUCAUCCCGGGAUGGCGCACCACCACCCGGGCGGUUUUCCUCCACCUCCCUACGGAUACAGUCAGCACUACAGCCGGGCCCCUUUUCAUCAACAUGGCGGACAACAAAGCCCUGGCAUGGCAGCUGCGGCGGGGCCGGCAGUGCAGCCGGGCAGCAUGAUGGACUCUUACCAGCCCAAUUCCCACGACCACGGCUUCCCCAACCACCAGUUUAACAACUACAGCCCUUUCCCGAACCGGACUCCCUACCCAGGCCAAGGGUACGCCAUGAAUUCCCCGCGAAAUAACCAGCCUCCGGCGGCUGGGGGGCAGAUAGGCAAGCAACAGCCAGCAGGAGGGACUACAUCUAUGGCCGCCUCUUACAAUAAUCAGAGGUAUAACAUGGGAACCCCGCAACCCACUCCCACCCCGACCCUAAAUCAGCUCUUGACCUCUCCUAGCUCCACAAGGGGCUACCAAAACUACCCACCAAACGACUACAGCAACCAGGAAGGGGCUAACAAGGGACCAGCAGAUAUGGGGAGCAGCAGCCAGUAUGGUGGGGGCCACCAGGGUUGGCAACAAAGGACCCAUCACCCGCCUCCCAUGAGCCCAGGAAAUAGCGGACAACCGCUGAGCAGAAAUCAGCCCGCCAGUCCCAUGGAGCAGAUGGGGAAGAUGCGGGUCCCGCCCUACGGGGCCGGGAACCCUUACUCCCAGCAGCAGCAGCAGCAGGGCCCUCCUCCAGGGGCCCAGCAGGGGGCCUCGUACCCAGGCCAGGGCUACGGCCCGCCCACCCCGCAGAGAUACCCCAUGGGCAUUCAGGGCCGCACGGCGGGGGGCAUGGGGGGCAUACCGUACGGCCAGCAGAUGAACGCCUACGGUCAGCAGAGCCAGGCCUCCUACUACAGCCAGCAGACUCAGCCGCCCCACGGAGGCUCCCAGCAGUCCCCGUACCCGCAGCAGAGCCAGAGUCAGCCAGGCGUGCAGACGCCCUACCCCCAGCAGCCCCCCGGGCCGCACGGCCAGCCGGGGGCACCCUACCCGCAGCCCCAGGGCCCACAGGCCCCACCCCAGGCCCAGCCCCAGGCCCAGCCCCAGCCGCCUUACUCGCAGUCGCAGCCGCCCUACGGCCAGCAGCAGGUCCCUCCCUCUGCCCAGCAGCAGCAGCAGCAGCAGCAGCAGCAGCAGCAGCAGCAGCAGGCCCCACAGAGCUCGCAGGGCCCCCAGGCCCAGCCCAGCUACCCACCACCUCAGGGCCCCCCCCAGCAGCAGCAGCAGCAGCAGCAGCAGCAGCAGCAGCCGUCAGCCUCCCAGCAGCAGCCCCCCCAGCCGCCGCAGCAGUCGGGCCCGCCCCCGGCGCAGUCCCAGCAGGGCCAGGGCCACGCCCCGCCCCCGCAGAGCCAGCCCGCCCCCUACUCGCAGACUCCGCCUCUGCAGCAGCAGCAGUUCCAGCGCUUCCCCCCUCCUCCUCAGGAGCUGUCCCAGGACUCCUUCAGCUCGCAGCCCAGCGCUCCUCCUUCCAGCCAGCCUAUGGCUUCCAGCAAGAGCGGCCCAGAGGAUGGGCUGCAGGGCCGGCCUUCCAGCCUCCCCGAUCUGUCGGGCUCCAUCGACGACCUGCCCACGGGCACAGAGGGCGCUCUGAGCCCGGGCGUCAGCACCUCGGGCGUGUCCAGCAGCCAGGGCGAGCAGAGCAACCCGGCGCAGUCGCCCUUCUCGCCCCACACCUCGCCUCACCUCCCGGGCAUCCGGGGGCCCUCGCCCUCCCCUGUGGGGUCCCCCGCCAGCGUCACGCAGUCCCGCUCAGGACCGCUGUCCCCCAACGCAGUGCCAGGGAACCAGAUGCCCCCCAGGCCGCCGAGCGUGCAGUCCGAUGGAGUCCUGCACUCCUCCAUGAACCAGUCCACCAUGGGCCAGGACAGAGUGUUCAUGCGGAACCCUCAGAUGGCCCCGUACGGCUCCCCCCAGCCAGGCUCCGCCUUAUCCCCGCGCCAGUCCUCAGGAGGCCAGAUGCAUGCUGGGAUGGGGCCUUAUCAGCAGAACAACUCCAUGGGCAGCUACGGGCCGCAGGGCGGGCAGUACGGGCCUCAGGGUUACCCCCGACAGCCCAGCUACAGCGGCAUGCCCAACGCCAGCUACCCGGGCCCGGGCAUGGGCGGGGCCAUGAACCCCAUGCCCGGGCAGGGAGGGGGGCCGCCGUACUCCGGGAUGCCCCCGGGCAGGAUGGGGCCCGGCCAGAUGGGCGCCCGCCCCUACGGGCCCAACAUGGGCCCCAACAUGGGGCCUAACAUGGGCCCCAACAUGGGCCCCAACAUGGGCAGCAUGCCCCCGCAGGUGGGCUCAGGGAUGUGCCCUCCCCCGGGCAGCAUGAACAGGAAGGCCCAGGAGGUGGCGGCGGCCGCCAUGCAGCAUGCCUCCACCAACUCCAUGCACAACAGGCCACCUGGCUACCCCAUGUCGCAAGGCAUGAUGGGAACUGGUGCCCCGUACGCACCAACCAUGAACAGCAUGCCAGGGAUGAUGACCCCUCAGCAAGCACCGUACCCUAUGGCCAACAAUACUGCGGGGAUGUGUCCUGGUCCAGAGUUUGGUCUAGACGUCAAAAUGAACCAGGCUCAGAAGAUGAACAAUAAAACAGAUGGGACCCCCAAACCAGAUUCCAAAAAGAAGUCCAACUCUUCCACCACCACCAACGAGAAGAUCACGCGCCUGUAUGAGCUGGGCCCCGAGCCGGAGAGGAAGAUGUGGGUGGACCGCUACCUGGCAUUCGCCGAGGAGAAAGCCAUGGGCAUGACCAACCUGCCCGCCGUGGGGCGCAAGCCGCUGGACCUCUUCCGCCUCUACGUGUCCGUCAAGGAGAUCGGCGGCCUCACACAGGUAAACAAGAAUAAGAAGUGGCGGGAGCUGGCCACCAACCUGAACGUGGGCACCUCGAGCAGCGCGGCCAGCUCGCUGAAGAAGCAGUACAUCCAGUGUCUGUACGCCUUCGAGUGCAAGAUCGAGCGGGGCGAGGACCCGCCCCCGGACUUCUUCAGCUCCGACGCCAAAAAGAACCAGCCCAAGAUCCAGCCGCCCUCUCCAGCUGGCUCCGGGUCCCUGCAGGGUCCGCAGACGCCCCAGUCCACCACCAGCUCCAUGGCGGAGGGGGGAGACCUGAAGCCCCCCACCCCGGCCUCCACCCCACACAGCCAGAUGCCCCCCAUGCCUGGGGUCAGGAGCAGUGUGAGUCUGCAGGACCCGUUUGCCGACAGCAGCGACCCCGCCUUCCCCAGGCGAAACUCCAUGACCCCGAACUCAGGCUACCAACCGGGGAUGGGCACCCCCGACGCCAUGAGCCGCAUGGGCCCCUAUGAACCGAACAAGGACCCCUUCAGUGCCAUGCGGAAAGCGGGAGAGCAGUUCAUGUCCCCGGGUCAGGGCUCCAGCGGUGGGAUGGGGGAGCAGUACAGCCGAGGGCCCCCAGGGGCCAUGGGAAACAUGUCUCUGGGCCAGAGACAGCAGUACCCCUACGGGCCAGGCUACGACAGAAGACAGGAGCCCGGGAUGGGUCCGGACGGUGCCAUGGGCCCGGGAGCAGCGCAGCCCAACAUGAUGCCUUCCAGUGCCGAUACAGGGAUGUACUCGCCAAACCGCUGCCCCCCACAGCAACAGCGACAUGAUUCCUAUGGUAAUCAGUACCCUGGCCAAGGAGCGCCCCCUGGUGGUCCUUACCCCAAUCAGCAGUCUGGAAUGUACCCACAACCGCAGGCAAGCUAUAAGCGCCCUGUGGAUGGGGGCUACGGACCCCCCGCGAAACGGCACGAAGGGGAGAUGUACAACGUCCCCUUCAGCGGGCAGCAGCAGGCCCCCCCGCCGGCCGCCCCCCCAGCCCAGCAGGACAUGUACAACCAGUACGGCACUGGCUACCCUAGCUCAGACCGCCGGCCCGCCGGUCCGCAGGGUCAGUUCCCCUUCAGCUUCGGCAGGGACCGGGCGCAGGGCACGGGGGCCCACAACGCCCAGUCCUCCAUGCCCCCGCAGAUGAUGGGCAGCCCCAUGCAGUCUACCCCGGACGGGCCCCAGGGGGGCAUGUGGCAGGGGCGCAACGAGAUGGGCUACCCGGGCUACCCCAACCGGCAGGGCCCCGGGGUGCCCGCUCAGGGGCCAGCCUACCACAGCAUGAGCCGCUCUGAUGAUAUGAUGCCCGCCGACCAGCGCAUGAACCACGAGGGCCCCUGGCCAGGCCACCUCAACCAGCGGCAGCCGCCGUACGGCCCGGCGGGUCCCGUGCCGCCCAUGACCCGGCCCCUGCAGCCCAGCUACCAGUCGCCACAGGCCAUGCAGAACCACAUUCCGCAGGUGUCCAGCCCCUCGCCCAUGCCCCGCCCGAUGGAGAGCCGCACGUCGCCCAGCAAGUCGCCCUACAUGCACUCGGGCAUCAAGAUGCAGAAGGCGGGGCCGCCCGUGCCCGCCUCGCACAUCACCGCGGCGCCCGUGCAGCCUCCCCUGAUCCGCCGCGACGUGGCCUUCCCCCCGGGCUCUGUCGAGGCCACCCAGCCCGUCCUCAAGCCCCGCCGCCGCCUCACCAUGAAGGACAUCGGAACUCCCGAGGCCUGGAGAGUGAUGAUGUCCCUGAAGUCGGGUCUGCUGGCUGAGAGCACCUGGGCUUUGGACACCAUCAACAUCCUGCUGUACGACGACAGUAGCAUUUCUACCUUCAGUCUUUGCCAGCUGCCGGGCUUCCUGGAGCUGGUGGUGGAGUACUUCCGCCGCUGCCUCAUCGAGAUUUUCGGCAUCCUGAAGGAGUACGAGGUGGGCGACCUGGGCCAGAGGACCCUGCUGGAUCCCAACGCCCUGGAGCGGGAGGAGUCGGACGAGGAGGAGCCGGAGGAGCAGCUGCCGGAGGAUAUGGAGGACGAGGACGAGGAGGAGGAAGAGGAGGACGACCGGAGCGAGGGGUCCGAGCAGCAGCAGCGGACCCCGGCGGAGGCCAAGAGGGAGGGCGGCGAGCGUUCGCAGGGCGAGGUCGCAGGGGAUGGUCCGGGGGCGGAGGAGGAGAGGGGGGCGGGGUCGGAGCCCGGCGCCACAGUAACGGCGGCCCCCUCCCAGGACCCCGGCACACCCCAGGAGAGGCCCAAGCAGGCCAGCAAGUUCGACAAACUCCCCAUCAAGGUGGUGCGGAGGAAGGCCCCCUUCGCGGCGGGCCGCUCGGGCAGGCCGGGCCGGCCGCAGGAGUUCGACAGCGGGCUGCUACACUGGAGCAUCGGCGGCGGCGACACCACCGAGCACAUCCAGACCCACUUCGAGAGCAAGAUGGACCUGACGCAGCUGCGGAAACGGGCGCCCGCCACCCCGCCCGGCAGGAAGAAGGCCGUGCCGGCGGACGCCGAGCCGGAGGACGCGGAGAAGAGCAAGGCGAAACCCGGGGAGGACGCGAGCGCGCUCCCCAACCCCGCCGCCGAGAGGACCGGCGCCGCUGCCAGCAUCACGGCCACCAUCGACGACGUGCUGUCCGCCCGCCCGGGCUCCGUCACCGAGGAGGCCGUGCGGGGCUCGUCCGAGGGCCACCAGGAGAACGGCAAGUUCCUCUUCAGCAUCAACCCGGCGCAGAGCCGGCGCAACAUCAAGAUCCUGGAGGACGAGCCGCACAGCAAGGACGAGGCCCCCCUCAGCACCCUGUCGGACUGGCAGGACUCGCUGGCCAGGCGCUGCGUGUGCGUCUCCAACAUCGUGCGCAGCCUCUCCUUCGUGCCGGGCAACGACCCCGAGAUGUCCAAGCACGCCGGCCUGCUGCUGCUGCUGGGCCGCCUCAUUCUGCUGCACCACCGGCACCCCGAGCGCAAGCAGGCGCCCCUCACCUACGAGAAGGAGGAGGAGGAGGAGCGGGGCGCGGCCGCGCACAGGGACGAGUGGUGGUGGGACUGCCUGGAGCUGCUACGCGAGAACAGCCUGGUCACCCUGGCCAACAUCUCGGGCCAGCUGGACCUCUCCAUCUACCCCGAGAGCAUCUGCCUCCCCCUGCUGGACGGCCUGCUGCACUGGGCCGUCUGCCCCUCGGCCGAGGCCCUGGACCCCUUCCCCACGCUGGGGGCCAACGGCUCGCUCUCCCCGCAGAGACUGGUCCUGGAGACCCUGAGCAAGCUGAGCAUCCAGGACAACAACGUGGACCUCAUCCUGGCCACGCCCCCCUUCAGCCGGCUGGAGAAGCUGUACGGCACACUGGUGCGCCUGGUGGGCGAGCGCAAGGUGCCCGUCUGCCGGGAGAUGGCGGUGGUGCUGCUGGCCAACCUGGCCCAGGGCGACAGCCUGGCGGCCCGCGCCAUCGCCGUGCAGAAGGGCAGCGUGGGAAACCUGCUGGGCUUCCUGGAGGACAGCCUAGCCGCCACGCAGUUCCAGCAGAGCCAGAGCUCCCUCUUGCACAUGCAGGGGGCGCACUUCGAGCCCACCAGCGUGGACAUGAUGCGGCGGGCGGCGCGCGCCCUGCACGCCAUGGCCAAGGUGGAGGAGAACCACUCGGAGUUCACGCUCUACGAGUCGCGGCUGCUGGACAUCUCCGUGUCCCCGCUCAUGAACUCGCUGGUGUCGCACGUCAUCUGCGAUGUACUGUAUCUGAUUGGCCAGUCAUGACAGCCGUUGGGGUGCGCCUCGGCCACUUUCCGUUCCCCCCCCCCACACACCCCCCUCUCCCCUUCCGUUUUCUUUGCGUGUCUGUUGUUGCGCGUGAGUGGAGAAAACUUAAAAGCAAAACUGACUGUUUUUGUCCUUUUUUUAAUUUAUGCAAAAAAAAAAGCCCACCUGGGAUUCCACUGUCUGCCCCUUUUCGCCCUGCUUCUCACUAAAGGAGGGAUGUGACGAAGGAGUGGCGGCUCUACGAAACGCACGACGUGGUGAAACUAAUAAAGACGAGCGGGUCGGCCUGGCCUUGGAGAGUGCGCUGCCUAGCGGGAAGGAAAUUUUUUAAUAAAAAAAUGAAAAAAAAAACAUACAAAAAAAAUAAAACAAAACUGUAACCAAAGUUGCUGUCUCGUUUACAGUGAGUUUGGGGGAUACAUGCGCCCUCUCUCUCCCUGGGGGGGAGGGGCUGUGUGGAGAAUACAAUUUUAUGGUUCAUAUUUGGAGGCUAUCCAGACUUCUGGACUCUUGUGUGGUAUAAUUGCUGUAACUUGGAUGCUCUAUAUUCUGCCCUACAAGAACCAGGUUAUCGGCUGUGAACAGAUGUCUUUAAAUGGGAGGCCUGUGCAGUAGAUUGUAGGACUUUUUCUGUACUGUACACCUUAAAACGAAACUGUAACCAUACUGUAAUAAUACUGUUUCACACUGAGAAACGCUGGCUCCACAGCAGAAUUGUAGUUUUUAAAAAAUGUUUUUAGUUACCGUUGAAGAGAGAAAAAAGGCUUUCCCCCCAAAGUAUUGUGGACCUACAACACCCCGACCUCUUCUCUUUAACCCUCGAUUGUAUGAAUUGACCCUUAAAGACAUCACCUCUUAGGACUGGUUCUCAACUUUAGAUGCGGCCUUGGCCGCAUUGUAUAUAUGACAUUGUACAUUACACUCUCUCUCUCUCUCUCGCUCGCUCUCACUCCUGUCUUCUGAAGCUCCUCACCCUUUUUAUCUUUAACCAAUGAGAAAUUACGACACAAGUCCACUUCCCUGCAUCGAGCCCCGCCCUGCAUCAAGCCCCGCCCCCAUGAUUAUUUAACCCCUCCUCCAGCGCCACCCCCUCCCUCCGCCCUGCCCCGCCGGUGAGACGCGCAGCCGAAGCUGUGUGCGUAGUUAGCUGCUGUCCCCCCGCCACUCAGGCACAUCAUAUUUUGGUUCCUUUCCAAUCAAGGUGUGGAGAACAAGACAAAAGAAACCUCUUCCAGGUUCAACUUCAGCUCCUUAUUCAACAAAGGAAAAUCCCGAUGAAGAAACACAGAUUGAAAUUUCUUUUUUU